Messenger RNA from Aegilops tauschii subsp. strangulata, 1678 nucleotides. Its product is annotated as splicing factor U2af small subunit B. Gene Ontology annotation, biological process: mRNA splicing, via spliceosome. The record is from RefSeq and is a predicted model, not a curated record. NCBI's taxonomy places the organism in Eukaryota, Viridiplantae, Streptophyta, Magnoliopsida, Poales, Poaceae. Gene Ontology annotation, cellular component: U2AF complex. Gene Ontology annotation, molecular function: RNA binding; metal ion binding.
GUUAUUUCUUUUGUGCUAUGUUGUUUGGUCUCUUUUUGCAGUUGCAGGGGGAGAAACACUAACACUCUAGUGGGAGGAACACUUCAUCUCUUUAUUUCUGGUUUAACCGUUUUCAACGGUGUGCAGCUUUAGGUUAAAAAAUUGAUCAGUUUACUAGGAGCAGAUCUAGUCCUGAUGAUGCCUGAAGUUGAUCAUGAUUCUUCUGGUCUUCUUUCUAUUGAGCUUGUUGCUAUAAUAUUAACGAUUUUGAAUAAGUGUGCAGAUUAGGUUAAAAAUGGACUGGGAAUAGCUUGUGCUUUAUAAUGUUCCAACCAAACAGUGAGCGUUACAGGGGUAAAUUCACAGGAAUUGUACAUGUUGGUGAUAUUAAAAAAGAUACAUAGGUCUUGUGAGCCUGGUUGGUUUAAUCCUAUAUGUUCCCAUCGAUAUUUUGUCUUCUGUAAUGCACUGUGACGACCUUAAUUGAGCUUCAGCAUCAUCUGAAGUGCUCCCAAAACAAUGGCGGAGCACUUGGCUUCAAUUUUUGGCACGGAGAAGGAUAGGGUCAACUGCCCCUUUUACUUCAAGAUUGGAGCUUGCCGUCAUGGGGAUCGUUGCUCCCGUCUGCACAACAGGCCAACCACAUCGCCAACUAUUGUGCUUGCUAACAUGUACCAGCGACCUGAUAUGAUCACCCCUGGAGUUGAUGCCCAAGGUGUGGCUAUUGCUCCAGAGAAGAUGCAGGAGCACUUUGAGGACUUCUAUGAGGAUAUCUACGAGGAGCUGAGCAAGUUUGGUGAGGUUGAGACCCUGAACGUGUGUGACAACCUUGCUGACCACAUGAUCGGGAAUGUCUAUGUCCAGUUCAGGGAGGAAGAGCAGGCAGUGGCUGCUCACAACGCCCUCCAAGGCCGCUUCUACUCUGGUCGCCCGAUCAUCGUGGAGUACUCCCCUGUCACGGACUUCCGUGAGGCUACCUGCAGGCAGUUUGAGGAGAACAGCUGCAACCGUGGUGGCUACUGCAACUUCAUGCACGUGAAGCAGAUUGGUAGGGAGCUCAGGAGGAAGCUAUAUGGUGGGCGUUCCAGGAGGAGCCACGGGAGGAGCCGCAGCCCGAGCCCACAGCACAGGAGGGACAACCGUGACCGUGGUGGCGACUUCCGCCGUGAUGGCCGGGAUGAAUACCGUGGUGGCGGUGGCGGUUACCGUGGAGGCGAUGGAGGUGAUGGUGGCGGUUACCGUGGAGGUGGUGGUGGUGGCUACCGUGGAGGUGAUGGGGGUGGCUAUCAUGGUGGUGGUGGUGGCGGUUACCGUGGUGGCGGCAGGGGUGGAGGUGGUGGCAGGCAUGACAGGUAUGAUGAUGGACCAAGGCGCAGGUAUGGUGGCAGCCCGCCACGACGUGGAAGGAGCCCUCCAGCCAGGGAGAACAGCGAGGAGCGCAGGGCCAAGAUCGAGCAGUGGAACCGUGAGCGGGAGGAGAAGAAGUGAUGAAACCGCGAGUAGUGGAACCGCAAGCGUUAUUUACCUUUUCAUUCUUGUGUCGUUAGUUUGCUCCUAUGUUGAGUCUGGUGGUUUACUGUCAGACAUUGGUUGAUAUAGUACUAUUGCUUGGUUGAGUGACCUGUCAAGUGCAGGAUUCUAUUAGAGGCGUGUAAGCUGCUAUUUGUGCUCAAUAUUUAUCUGCAGGAUUCUCGUAUUA